Molecule: messenger RNA, 1381 nt
Organism: Cloeon dipterum
Lineage: Eukaryota; Metazoa; Arthropoda; Insecta; Ephemeroptera; Baetidae
Gene: Vps36
Product: vacuolar protein sorting 36
Exons: 7
Coding region: 140-1318 (392 amino acids)
Biological process (GO): protein transport to vacuole involved in ubiquitin-dependent protein catabolic process via the multivesicular body sorting pathway
Cellular component (GO): ESCRT II complex; late endosome membrane
Molecular function (GO): ubiquitin binding; phosphatidylinositol-3-phosphate binding
Source: RefSeq, a predicted model, not a curated record
UCAGCUGUUCGUGUUUAAUGUUUUCGUUUACUUUGACGGGCAGGCUGGUGGCUGUUCUCAUUCGCGGAAAAGCCGAAAAUUAAUGUAAUAUUAUUACUCGUAUGAACUAUAAGGUGCUAUUAUUGUUAAGCCAUUGAUCAUGGACCGCUUGGAGUAUGACGAUCCCAUUUUGCACCCAAAAGAGGACGAAAUUGCUAAAUUACGCAACGUCAAAAUUUACGACGGUGAUGCAAAGUCAGCGACCUUCGAAAAUGGGGAACUGAUCGCGACAUCUCACCGACUGGUUUACGUGCAAUCGGGUUCGUCAAACGGUCUCAGUUUGCGCCUGCACUACCUUGUUUACGUCGAAGAGGAGAAGUCUUCGGGGUUUGGUUUUUCGCGGAGUAAGAAACUUCUGCUGCACCUCUCUGAACCGUUGCCUGGAAAGCCGCCUGGACCCGUGGAUAGGAGCAGCUGCAGUUUCAUCCGGCUUUCCUUCAAGGAUGGCUAUGACAGUUCCUUUCCAAACAACCUUUCUGCUGCCUUACAAAAGAAAAAAUGGGAGACUGCCCCAAUCACCUCGACAAGCCUUCCAGAGGCUCCACCUCCUGUUCAGCUGCCUGGGCGGCAAUUGAGGGCAGGAAUAGUUGGGAUAGAAAGACAAAUUCAAGCUAAACAUAAAGCGACUGACGAUAGUAUAUCCCUGGCCUUUGAGGACCUAAACAAGCUCAUGUCCAUGGCCAAGGACAUGGUGCUGCUUUCCAAAAGCAUAUCGGACAAAAUAAAGGAAAAGCAAGGAGAAAUUUCAGAUGACGAAACAGUCCAAUUCAAGUCUUACCUAUUAAGUUUAGGCAUCGAUGAUCCGGUCACCAGAGACAAUUCACGCAGCGAAAGUCAUUAUCAUCAAAACCUCGCUCGUCAAAUUUCUUCAGCCCUUCAGGAUCAAAUCAAGGAAAUCGGAGGCAUGAUGACCCUUCCUGAGGCCUACUGCAGAGUUAACAGGGCCAGAGGCCUCGAGUUGCUGUCUCCAGAGGACAUGCUGAAAGCCUGUCAGAUUAUGGCUUCCCUGGGCAUGCCUGUUACGCUCAAAGUUUUUGACAGCGGUGUCAAGGUGCUGCACCUAAGCACCCACAAUGACCAGAGUAUCAUCAAGACCACAGCUGAAGCGAUUGAAGAGAGUGGAUCUUACACAGCAGAAGAAUUGGCACAGGUGCUAGGCAUGUCAGUGCUGCUUGCCAAGGAGAGACUUUUGAUCACAGAAAAAGCUGGCAGGGCUUGCAGAGAUGACAGUAUUGAAGGCCUUCGUUUUUAUCCUAAUUUAUUGCUUGAAAAGAACUGAACAAAAUCUGUAAAAAAUUUAUUACUUUCUUGCAUAUUAAAAAAUAUUACUCAUAAACAAAAA